UUGAUUGGUCGAGCGACGGGAAUCGAAGAAGUCCCCUUCGACAGCACGUGCGGCCGGUGGCGCAUUUACACGGCGGACGUGAACGCGCGCGUAUCGCUCCGUCUUCUCAUCACGGAAGUCCACCUUACCGAUCGAAGGUCAGCGACGAAGCUGCUGUCGAAAGCUUACAUUGCGAGCUUGCUUCCGUGAGCGCGAAACCUUCCCUAUUGGUGGCCCGAUACGUUCGUAGGUGCACGGGUGUUGGCUAUCGAUCCCUGCUGUCCCGAUUUCCUGCAUGUUCAUUGGCGCCUCGGUUGCUAACAGUGCGUCGUAUGGUACAGUGCGGGCUCCGUUCGAUCAGUGGUGUGGCCUUACUGUUACGCUUAAGAUAUUUGUGCAAUUAUACUCGUUUCCACGGGGUGAUUUUCUCCCGUUCCACGUUGGACCGAAAGUGUACACCAUAAACAUCCUUCGCAGAUCGUGUCCGUGAACAAUGGAUAGACGAGGCGAGAUCGCGUCAGCGUUCUGAUGAUCUUCAACUCCCAUGGGCAGACAGUGCGAUCCAUCGACCGGCAGCAGAACCACUAGGAAAGACCAAGGAAGCCUAUCAUGGAAUUCUACGACGUGGGAACCAGCGACCUUAGGGAGUUGUGGGAGUCUUACCUCUCCGAGACGGCCCUGGGUCAGGAUGUUCUACUGGGGACCAAGGAGGAGGAAUGGAGCAAUGUGCUGUGCGUUCGAGACAAAUCCUCGCUAGGUGUCGUAUUGAGGGAUCGUCUGAUGACCGAUGCAGCGCUCGGUGGUCCACGACCGAUCAAGUCCGAGCACAGUUACAGCCUCCUGACGUCCAGCCCUCCGCCAAGCCCAGCGACACCUGGCGCCAACCCUCACACACCUAACUCCGGCUCAUCCUCCGAUACGGUCGGCGCAUCCCUCUCGAAUACCAGUUCCUCUAUCGACCCUAGCGCCAUGGAUCACCAUAAAUCGUUGGACAUUCGCAGCAGAAUCGACGACAUGGAAGAGGAGUGUUUCCCAGCAAUUUCGAUGAACACCGCCUCGGGCCGCGGUGAACUAUCGUCUUCGUCGUCGUCGUCCCUAUCGCCGUCGUCUACCUCAACCGUUAUCCUAAAGACACCCAACGACCUAGUACCUGAAGACGUGGAAUGCGCCGAGAUCAAAGGCGAGCCGCUCAGCGCGCCCAGUAGCCCCUCGGCGUCCUGCCAAACAACGAUAGUCGACGACAAGAGCACGAUAACCAUGGUGUUCCCUCAGAGCCUUCAUUUCUCUAAGAACCACCUGUCACAGACCAGCGACAGCGAGGAGGACGACGAAGAAUAUUAUCAGGCUAUGGAGGUGGAGGACUACGACGGAACGGUCUGCGUUAGCAAAGAGGCGAACUCGCGUACCUCGAGGCAGGGAUUGCCUCCGACACCUCCCAGCAGCGCUAGCUCCGAUAGCGAAGGCACUGCAUCCGCUUCCUGCUCGCCAGAACGUCGAGAUUCCCAGAGUUCAGCGCACCCACAGAAUCUCAGGGGCCUGCUGACACCCAGGCUGUACGUCACGAACGGCGCGCACACCACCAGGCAGCCUAUCCACACACCUUUGAUUUCCUGCCAACCGAAAGGGUCGACGGGAAAUCUCACGUUGACCGAGGAGGAGAAGAGGACUCUCAUAGCCGAGGGGUAUCCCGUUCCCACGAAAUUGCCACUAACCAAGCAGGAGGAGAAGUCGCUGAAGAAGGUCCGCAGGAAAAUUAAGAACAAGAUAUCCGCGCAAGAGUCGCGUCGAAAGAAAAAGGAGUACAUGGAUGGUCUGGAGAGACGGGUCACCCUGCUGACGAACGAGAACUCCUCGUACAGGGACAGACUGACCGUCCUGGAGGACACGAAUCGUGAACUGUUGAAGGAGCUGCAACGUUUGCAAGCGAUGCUGCAAUUGCAGGUCUCCUAGAUCUUCCUUCCAUGCGAUAAAACAUUUUCGUAUGAAUCGAAGACUUCGAGAUCGUCGACUCGGAGAGGAUACUUGACGAAGAAUCCAGGUGUCGUCAACGCUGGGUGGUUCUGCAGUUUCGCGAGGACUGCGAGCGCCAUCUCUCGACAGAGUUCGCGAACAGUGUUGCCCCGAUCGUUGAUCGGUUCAAUCUCGUUUGGGUCCCUCAGUGCAAUCCGUCUGGCAGGUGCUCGAAAGAAAGUCGUCGAUACUUGGUCGAGCCUCGUUGAUUUCUUUUUUUUUUCUCUAAGUCAGAAACGAAAGUUGGGAGGGUAGCCUGUUUCCAGGGGACUCGUGCAAUUCCUUUACAUUCCUGUGAAGUCUUCCUUGAGCAGGGGCGGGAUCGAGUAAGUAUUUUAGAGCGGGACCGCUGUGUAACGACCAAUUUUACCUAAGAUUAGCCGCGAAUACGUUGGGCCGUGUCGUCUUCCCAGUUCCGUCGCAACGGAAUCGAAGACGUGCGAUGGAAUUUAGCCGGGAGUGCCUUCAUUCGUUGGUUUCGAUGUUUCUUCCUUCAAAUGGAGACCAGGGGAACACGUUUUGUCAUUUUGUGUGAAAUUUCCGAUGCUUUUCGAAAGUACAAUCUUGAUCUACGGUUGGAAUGAAAUCGAUUGGCUGCGCGAAGCCACUCCCGCUUUCUCGUGGCGCCAUCUUGGCGGGAACACGCGAAGUGGCCUAGAGAGGUCAGUCGAUUCGGUGGCUGCGGCAAAACCACACUUCUUUCUCAAAAUCUUCGCAAAUACAUUUACGAGACGUUUAACUUCGAAUUAUGUUAGCAAAGAUUUCAGUGAUAAACGAGAGAGUUCACGCUGAUUAAUGAUAAAGUAUUAAACAGUGCUUUAGCGCAAUUCUCGAGCCGAUUGCUCGUCGAAAGCGAUGGAAACUCUUUAAUUUCGUCCAAAAGUCAGCGUCCUUGCGUGGAUGUAAACGUAAACGUAGCGUAUGAACUUCGAGGCGAGGAGGUGUGUUAUUAUUAUUUUAUAUAGAAUGAAUUUGAAAAUCGUGCGUGUCUAUUUUCACGAGAGAGGUAUAUCGUAUCUAGUAACUUAUGUGUUAGUUUAGGUGUAACUCACUUCAGACACAAGUUUGUAUAUUGUACUUUGAAACAGAACCGCCGGAGAGAGGUGGUUCGUUCAAGAUUCUUAACGAUAACGUGCAACGGCGACUACUUCGAGAUCUUCUUCUUUUUUCUUUCAACGAAAGAGCGCGCCACGGAACGUAAGAACAACAGUUUUGUGAAAUAUAGCAGCGUGGCGUGAUUCUUCGUUUCAAAAUAAGUCGAAAAUGUGUCCUGAAUUUUUUUCGUACGAGGUCUUCUUCGCGAGAAAAACGAAUGUGAAAAAUACUUGUUCGCGCACGGGCGCUGUUUUAGCUCGCGCGACAGCCGUCGCGGCGCUUGCGUCGUGCACGCAAUGGUAUUAGUUCAAACUUUUAAAUUUGAUUUUCUCAGCAACGAGACGUCGUAGAAGAAACAUUCUUUCGACAAUUUCUAUUGAUUUUUGGAUGAGGAAUCGUUUUCUGCACUUUUGCGUCAGAAAUGACGCCACGUUCCGUUCUAUUUUCGAGUUUAAAAAUUUACGAAUCGACUCCAGCGGGCGAGUAAUCGUGAUCUUACCUUCUCGUGGCACGUGGGUACAAAUUUCAUCGAUUACCGUCGCAAUUAAUGUUAAACAGAAGCAUCGAGGCAUGUGGUGAUCGCCAAUGCUGCCAUAAGUUAAUCGACCAACGAAAGUGUCUUCACUGAAUGUUGCUAUUGGGUCGAAUUUCACGAUAAGAAGCGCUUUUAACAAAUGCAAAAUUAUUCGAACCGAUAAGCAAGUCCAAGGAAACUAGAAUAAAUUACGUUUUCAUGUAAUCGAUAUGGUGCACGUUAAAGUUUCGAGAUCGUUUCGAAUAGUGAAUAUUUUGUAAGAAUCACUGGGACCAGUGCGCGAAUCGUAUUUUUCCCGGGCAGAAAAUUUCCUUUCCGGGCUUUGGUGGACGAUCUCGCGGCCGGGAGCGUUGCAAUUGGAUUUCCGCGGCGAGUUCAAUCGAGUUAUCGAGUUUAUCGGCGAGCGUCUCGCGCAGGAUCAAUAAAGGUACGAAAUGGCACGAUUUAACGAAGCAUGGAACUUGGAUCGGUUUGCGAGUCGAGGCGUGAAACAGUUUGGACGAAGCACGUGCACGGGAAUUGAAACGAUUUUAAUCGACGACUGAUUAAACUGGAUAAAUUAAUUAUAGUGGAUAAAUUAAUUUAUGAUUUGGAAAAUUACUCAACAGGACGACCAUGCGUCAACGAGAUACGGAGGGUCGAAGCGAUUCGAAUCGAAUGAAUGAACCGCCAAACAAAAAAAAAAAACAACGACGUCACGCGUGUUUUUAGUGCGAGCAAAAAAGAAAGGUGCACAUACACGGUGGCAUAUAGGCGCAGAGAAAAAAGAGAAAGAGGGACAAAAAAACUCUAACUCGAAGUCUGACGAUUACUUCUGCCCGUCUGAGCACAUACGGUCGCGGACACUACUACUUUUCCAAGGAACGUGUUCGCGAAACGUCCUUAAAGUGACGCUGCUCGAGUGCUCGGAUAGUUGUAAUUUAAAGGGGAUAUUUUCUUCUACAGGCAGAUCCACGUUUGAUCCUAUCGGUAUUGAGGCUGCAUUACCGACAGUGCGGAGCAUGCGAGGCGCCAUGGCGCCUAUACGAUUAGUACAUCAGUUGAAUGCCUAUUGGCGUUCUUCGCACGGGUUGGUGCGACUAAAGUAAUUCUUAGAAUUAGCGUUUAGCUAUAGUGGUCUUUUUUUCAACGAAGGUGUUCGACUAUUAUUUAAACGAAAUUUUGCGUAGAAUUUAAAAUGAUGGACAACUUUCGUACGAAUUCGCCAUCGCUCAGUUUUUAUUCGACUUCGUCCAAACUAUUUUUCGCCUAACGAAAAUUCACAAGAGAAAGGCUCAUACUUUUGAGGGUAAAAGAAUAUAGAUAAUCGUUCGCGGAUGCCUGGCGUGAAAAAGGGGGGUCGUAUUUGUGUACAAAAAUGCCAAUUUACGCAGUUUUACCGAGAACAGAGAGAGAGAGAGAGAGAGUUUAAUAUAUUCUAUAAAUAAAGCUUUAUAUGAAUGGUUAUAUAUAUAAGAUUGUUUCUAUAUAAACAGAUAAUAUAUGUAUACACUGAAGAAACGUUCCACAUACACAUACACGCUCGACACUAUGAGAGAAAGUUGGAUGUGUGUUCGCACACCGACGUGUGCGUUAUUCGUCGCGAUUGAUUUCGUUCGACGCGAGUAAAAGAUGAUCAUUCGUAAUUCAUUCACCGGCGUUCGCGCGUCGCAUAUGUAUUUCGUGUAUAAUUUCUCCUACGGAGACUUCUGUUGGCAAAGAUGGGCAAGAUCACCUGGAUAAAAUUUCGAAUAACGAAUCGAAUAAUAAAUUAUUUAAAGUAAAAAUUAAAUUAAACUAGAUUAAAUUAAAUUAAACGGAAUAGAAGGUAUAUUUUACAAUUAAAUUUAAUCUUAUCAUCGGAUAAACGUCGUUUAUUCGUCGUUCGUUAUUCGAAUAAAAUUUUGCCAGUCUCUGUUCCCUUUUUUUUUUCAUGUGCAUUGGUAUACAUGUUUGUAGUUGUGCCGACGGUUCGUCCUAUUAUCUUGUACGUGUAAGUGUCUACGCAAUUGGCAGCGUGCCGGAAGCCACGUGGUCGAUAUCGCACGUGGUUUGACUUCGAACGUUUGUACGACGAGGAAUAAACACACGUGACUUUAA
Molecule: messenger RNA, 5698 nt
Organism: Hylaeus volcanicus
Lineage: Eukaryota; Metazoa; Arthropoda; Insecta; Hymenoptera; Colletidae
Gene: CrebA
Product: cyclic AMP response element-binding protein A
Exons: 7
Coding region: 589-1929 (446 amino acids)
Biological process (GO): regulation of transcription by RNA polymerase II
Molecular function (GO): cAMP response element binding; DNA-binding transcription factor activity, RNA polymerase II-specific
Source: RefSeq, a predicted model, not a curated record